CAUCACAACUCUCCAGGAGAGAUGACCAGCAGCUAAAAUCCAGUCUGAUGAGGCGUACAGGAACAUCAAAAGUGCAAUCAUAAAUGGAUGUGUUUUAAUGCAUGAAGCCAUAUAAAGAGGUGCAGCACCAGAAAGACUUUUACUUCAGCCGCAGUAUCGACUCUCUACUCUGAAACCUGAAUAUGGCAAGCAAACAUUCCAGCAAUGAAGCUAUUCUACGAAAUGAUGAGGAGCUGAGGAUUGUGAUGGUGGGGAAGACUGGAAUUGGGAAGAGUGCCACAGGAAACACCAUUCUUGGGCGUAACUGCUUUGAAUCAAAGUUCAGCCCCAAGUCUAUGACUGAUGAGUGCUCUAAGGCCUAUUCUGAAGUGGAUGGACCAAAGGUUGCUGUUAUUGACACCCCAGGUCUCUUUGACACCAGGUGGGACCAGGAUAAAACACAUAAAGACAUAAUCCAGUGCAUCUCCUAUUCUUCGCCUGGACCCCAUGUCUUCCUGGUUGUCGUCAGACUGGGCAGAUUCACAGAAGAGGAAAAGCAGACAGUGCAGAAGAUCAGAGAAAUGUUUGGCCAGGAUGCAGACAAAUACAGCAUGGUUCUCUUUACUCAUGGAGACCUUCUUAAAAACACCACUAUUGAGGAGUUCAUGAAGGGGAGCCCAGACCUGCAGGAACUUGUGGCCAGGUGCAAUGGUCAGUACCAUGUCUUUAAUAAUGAUCUGGAGAAUCGCUCACAGGUCACCAAGCUGCUUAAGAAGAUCAGAACCAUAGUCCAGAAGAAUGGAGGAAGCCACUACACCAACGAAAUGUACCAAGAGGCAGAAAGGGCAAUCGAAGAGAAGAAACAACGCAUACUGAAAGAGAAAGAGGAGCAAAGACACAAAGAGAAAGAAGAACUGGAGAAGACACUACAAGCAGAAUAUGAAGAAAAGCUUCGAAAUGCAAUGGAGAAAGUCCUGGCUAAAAAUAAGGAAGAAGAAAAUAGGAAAGAAAUAAGGGGAAAGAAAGACAAAGAGUUGACGAAGGAACAGGAGAAGAUUUUAGAGGAACAGCAAAAGGAACGAAACAAGCUGGAGGAAAACAAUCAAAGUGUGGCCGGACAACAAGACGCUACUCUACGAAAUGAUGAGAUGAGGAUUGGGAUGGUCGAUAAGACUGGAAUUGGGAAGAGUGCCACAGGAAACACCAUUGUUGGGCAUAACUACUUUGAAUCAGAGUUCAUCUUUAAUAAUGAUCUGGAGAAUCGCUCACAAGUCACCGAGCUGCUUAAAAAGAUCAGAACCAUAGUCCAGAAGAACGGAGGAAGCAACUACACCAAUGAAAUGUUCCAAGAGGCAGAAAGGGCAAUCGAAGAGGAGGUACAACGCAUCCUGAAAGAAAAAGAGGAGCAAAUACGCAAAGAGAAAGAAGAACUGGAAAAGAAACUACGAGCAGAAUAUGAAGAAAUAAUCAAAAGAAUUAAUGAGAAAUUCAGAGCUGAAAUUGAGGAAGAGAGAAGAGAGAGAAAAGGGGAACAACAUGAUAUUACUGAUUUGAAGGAGUGGGAGACAAGAAGGAAGGAGGAAACGAAUGAGAUGAAAAAGAGAAAAGAGGAGGAAAAGAGGGAGAUGGAGAAGACAAUAGAGGAGAAACAGCAGAAGAUGAUUCAAGACUUACAGGCAGAGUAUGAAAGAGAUCUGAAAGAGCAAAUUAAACAGUUGGAGGAAAAGCAUGAAAAAGAGGCCAGAGAGAAAGCAGAAAAGAAAAACAAGUGUACGAUUUCCUAACAAGGCAGGGGGUGUA
Messenger RNA from Perca fluviatilis (European perch), 1779 nucleotides. Its product is annotated as GTPase IMAP family member 4-like. Gene Ontology annotation, molecular function: GTP binding. The transcript has 5 exons. The coding region runs from base 183 to 1763 and encodes 526 amino acids. The record is from RefSeq and is a predicted model, not a curated record. NCBI's taxonomy places the organism in Eukaryota, Metazoa, Chordata, Actinopteri, Perciformes, Percidae.